GAAGACUUGAACAGAAGAGAGGGAAAGUGUAGGGAGCAAAAGAUGACGCUGGCUAAAGUUUGGGGACGUUUAUAUUAAGGGGAUUUGUGAACCCUGUCAAAUCUGGAGAACUGAGUGGAGGAGUGUGACAGCUGCCAACUGGAAAAGUGCUGUAGUACUGGGAGUGAGGGUCUCACAGCAGCAUGGUGUCCUCCACACCUGCCCCCUGUGGCCUGCUCCUGUCUCUCCUGUUCCUCCUCAUGACCCCCCCCUCCUUCGCUCAGAACCCUUCGGUCACUGCAAAGGGGGAGGCGUUCAUCGACCCCACCAAGCUGGCCAACCAGACCAGUGCAAAGUACACAGAGACUACUCAGAACACUCCUCCUGAGACAGGUCUGUCCACACCCACUAGCGGAGGAGACCCUGACGACGAGGACGGCCCCCCAGUGGGUGGGACACGCUGUCAGGGUUACUAUGAUGUCAUGGGUCAGUGGGACCCUCCGUUCAACUGUAAUGCAGGGGUCUUCCUGUAUUGCUGUGGCACCUGCUUCUACCGCUUCUGCUGCCAGUUCAGACAGCAGCGGCUGGACCAGACCAUCUGCAACAACUACGACACGCCCAUCUGGGCCAACACCGGCAAACCUGUGGCCACCAUCACCGAGGGCCAGGGUGACCAGGACCGUGACCGCACACACCUCAUCGUAUACAUCAUCUGCGGCGUGGUGGCCAUCAUGGUGCUGGUGGGCAUCUUCACCAAGCUGGGCCUGGAGAAGAGCCGAGGGGGGAGCGGAGGAGCAGCAGCGGCUCAGGCCGAUCUCAACUCCAGGACCCUGACAGAGCUGUUGAAGCAGCAGGGCACAGAGGUGAGCACAGUGGAGAACAGCAGCGCCAGUCCCCCGAGCUCUGAGAGGGCCAAUGGGACCUCAGCCCGGAUACUGCGCAGCCGAAGCGAACAGUACCAUUUAAAUAAUUCGCCAUUUGGACAAGGGCUGCCUCAUGCGCACAGCAAUCACAGCAACAUGGGACUCAACAAGUACACCUCCCUAAAAGCAGUGGCGGACAGUGCAUCCCACAAAUACUAUAAGAGCUACCCUUUGAUGGACUUCUCUCAGUACCAGCCAGUAGCACCCCCUACCUUCCAACCCAAAGAAAAAACCUACCCACACCAACCACUUGCUUCUCCUCAUAGUGACCCUCACAGCCCUUUGUCCAUCUCCAUCCCCUCCUCGAGUCAUCCCCAAACCAGCACCAACCCCCUGCUCUCCAGCUCAGCCUUCAAAGCCUGGGAGCCAAGUGCACGCCACGUGCAGAGACAGACCUCUGCUCCUGGGCACAGCACGGCCCAGAUGCACAACCCAAACCGAAGACAUACUACGUACUCUACGAGGAGGAAGCAGAGUAUGGAAGACAUGCCUGACCUGUUCAGCCACCCCUAUGGUGCCAUCUAUUGGGCAACAGGGCAGGUGCAUCACAACCAGGGUCAUUCUGCACACCCCCACCAGCACUACACCAGACCUAAGAGCUUCUCCACUCACAGCGCUACUGAAGUGACUGUCUGA
Periophthalmus magnuspinnatus is the source of this 1538-nucleotide messenger RNA. It is a transcript of the gene shisa8b, whose product is annotated as shisa family member 8b. NCBI's taxonomy places the organism in Eukaryota, Metazoa, Chordata, Actinopteri, Gobiiformes, Gobiidae. The transcript is spliced from 5 exons. Gene Ontology annotation, biological process: regulation of AMPA receptor activity; regulation of short-term neuronal synaptic plasticity. Gene Ontology annotation, cellular component: dendritic spine membrane; AMPA glutamate receptor complex; postsynaptic membrane. The coding region runs from base 183 to 1538 and encodes 451 amino acids. The record is from RefSeq and is a predicted model, not a curated record.